Carlito syrichta (Philippine tarsier) is the source of this 1085-nucleotide messenger RNA. RefSeq names its product NmrA like redox sensor 1 (gene NMRAL1). The transcript has 6 exons. The record is from RefSeq and is a predicted model, not a curated record. Lineage: Eukaryota; Metazoa; Chordata; Mammalia; Primates; Tarsiidae. The coding region runs from base 75 to 974 and encodes 299 amino acids.
UUCCCCGGAGUGUCUUUCGCUUAGGCCGCGUCGAGGCGGUCUCUCCAGACCGCAUUCCUCCGGCUCCGGUCCCCAUGGCGGACAAGAAACUAGUGGUGGUUUUUGGAGCCACAGGUGCCCAGGGUGGCUCAGUGGCCCACACACUCCUGGAAGAUGGGACAUUCAGGGUUCGAGUGGUGACCCGGAACCCUGGGAAGAGUGCAGCAAAGAAGCUGAGGCAGCAAGGUGCAGAAGUGGUACAGGGAGACCAGGAUGACCAGGCCAGCAUGGAGCUGGCCCUGACCGGGGCUCACGCUACCUUUAUCGUGACCAACUACUGGGAGAACUGCAGCCAAGAGCAGGAGGUCAAGCAGGGGAAGCUGCUGGCCAAUUUGGCCAAGCACCUGGGCCUCCGCUACGUGGUCUACAGUGGCCUGGAGAACAUCAAGAAGCUCACAGCAGGGAGACUGGCCGUGGCCCACUUUGAUGGCAAAGGGGAAGUAGAGGAAUAUUUCCGGGACCUUGGCGUUCCCAUGACCAGUGUGCGGCUGCCCUGCUAUUUCGAGAACUUCCUGUCCUACUUCCUGCCCCAGAAAGCCCCAGAUGGAGAGAGCUACUUGCUGACCUUGCCCAUGGGUGAUGUUCCCAUGGACGGCAUGUCUGUGUCCGACCUGGGCCCCGUGGUGCUCAGCCUGCUGAAGACGCCAGAAGAAUACAUCGGCCAGAACAUCGGGCUCAGCACCUGCAGGCACACCGCUGGAGAGUAUGCCGCCCUGCUCAGCAAGCACACUGGAAAGGCCGUGUGCGAUGCCCAGGCAACUCCUGAGGACUAUGAGAAGCUGGGCUUCCCUGGGGCCCAAGAACUGGCCAACAUGUUUCGCUUCUAUGCCCUGAGACCCGACCGCAACAUCGAGCUGACCCUGAAACUCAACCCCAAGGCCCGGACGCUGGACCAGUGGCUGGAGCAACACAAAGGGGACUUCAUCUGGCUGUGACCUGCCCACCUCGCAGCCCUGGAGAGAGGUGUUCGGGAGGCGUGGAGGCACCAUUAACCCCCCUUGUGUUACCAAAAAGAUUUGUUUAAAUAAAGCCAUUGUUCUCACAGA